Molecule: messenger RNA, 2931 nt
Organism: Dictyostelium discoideum AX4
Lineage: Eukaryota; Evosea; Eumycetozoa; Dictyosteliales; Dictyosteliaceae
Exons: 2
Coding region: 1-2931 (976 amino acids)
Source: RefSeq, a predicted model, not a curated record
AUGACAAAAACCAAAAAAACCACACCAAAACCAACAACACCAACAGCAACAAAGGUAGCAGAUACAUUAAAGAGUAAAAAAGGAGUACCAUCCACAGUUAAAACUUCAUCAAUUGCAAAUCAUAAACAAGUUGGUGUAUUAAAUAAUAAAGAAAGAAAACAACAAUUAAAGAAAUUAAAAUUACAAUCAAAUUUAUCAAAUCAAUCAACCAAUGUUUAUAAUAAUUCCAAUAGUAAUUUAUCACAUGAAAAUAUUUUAAAAUCAGUUAUUGAUUCUUAUAUUUUACCAUUAACAACAUCAACAUCAACCACCACCACCACCAAGAAUAAUUCAGCAACACCAUCUUCAUCAUUUUUAGAUAUUAAAACUUAUUUACCAAAUGUAAUUGUAUUAUUACAUCAAGGUAAAUGUUUAAAGAAAUGUUUAGAUUCAAAUAAUAAAUCAGCUGAAAGUAUUAAAUUACGUGAAAGAUGGAUGGAACUUUUAGGAUUCUUAUUAAAACCAAAUAAUAAUAAUCUUUGGGUUGGUGUUCAUUUACUUUGUGAAACUGUACGUGUUUGUGAUUAUGAAAUUAUGAUUAACAAAUUAGAACAUUGGAUAACAAUUUUAACAACAUUAAUUGAAAAUCAAAAAAAAGUUUUAACUUUAAAGAACCAACAACAAAAUCAACAAAGUCAACAACAAAUACCAAAUACAAUUUCAUUUAAAGAAUAUGGAUCAAUUAUAAUAUUAUUAUCAUUAUUAGUUGAAAAAGCAACAAAAUGGAAUGACUUAAAGAGAACAAUUACAAAUAAUACAGUUAUGUCACCAAUUGUAUCAUUGAUUUUAUUAUCAUUAGAUCAACAAUAUGGUUAUCCAGAUGAAUGUAAAAUAGAUUCAUUAGUUGCAAUCACAUCAUUGAUUCAAUCGGCUACUACUGCUUUAAAACCAUACCUUUUCAAAAUUGAACAAUUGGCUUAUCCAUUACUCUACAGUUCAAAUAAAUCAAUUCAAGAGAGUACUUCAACAUUAAUUGCCAAUCUUUCACAAUGUGUUGGUAUUAAUACAACCGAUUUAUAUUGGGAUAUUUCUGUUCAAAAGAUUUUAGUUGAAAUGAAUACAAUUGUUGAUAAAGUUUUUAAUAUAUUUGAAGAUCAAGAUCAAACUAAUAGUAAUAAUAAAUCAAAUGUAGUUGAUACUACUACUAAUAAUAAUACUACAACUACAUCAACUUCAUCAACUGGUAGAACUAUUAAUUUACCAAAUAAUAGUAAAUUAUUAAAUGUUGGUGAUGAUCAAGUUAUUAGUAUGUUAAAAAAUUUAUCAUCUGUUAAAUUCCCUGAUACUCCAAAAGAUGUUCAUGCACAGACUUCAUUUUAUAUUAAAGCUUUAUUUGGACUUUCAAAUUGUCUCUUACGUAUUUUAUCAACAAGUUCAUCAACACCUUCACCUGUACCAAUUGAUGAAAUUAUUAAAUUAAUUUGUAGAAUUUUAAAUCCAAAUUUAAAUCAUCUUGCUUUUUCAAAUUUAAAUUUAUCAUUUUCAAUUUCAGAAAUGAUAUUUUUAAUUCAACAAUUUCAUCAACAAGCAUUUCAAUUAUUAUCAGGUAUUUUAAAAAUUUUUAGAAAAUCAUUAUUAGUUCAUAGUAAAACCAUUUCAUCAUUAUUAUUAAGACCAUUGAAAUCAUUAAAUUAUUCAUUAAUGAGUCCAACAAUUCAUUCACAAAUUUAUAAAACCAUUACAGAUGCAGUUGAAUCAUUUGGUGCAUCAAGUUCUGAUUCAUUGGCAAUCCAAGUUUUACCAAUAUUAUUAAAAGAUAUUUUACCAUAUAUUCCAGAAGGUGGUAAUAGCAACAAUUCAAUGUCAACAACUCAAAAUACAACUUUAUUAAAUUCUUCAAAAUUAACAAUUUCUCAAACUAUUAAUAAUGUUGAUCCAACUUUAAAUGAUUUUGAUUCUUUAUCAAUUAAAGAAGAUGCUUUAUCAGCUUUAUCAAGUAUACUUUUACAUUGUGGUUCAUAUCUUCAACAACAACAACAAAAUAAUAAUAAUAAUAAUAGUAAUUCAUUUGGUACAGACAGUAAUAAUAAUAACGGUCCAAAAGUUAAACAAAUUUGUAGAUUAGAAAUUGAUCAAUUAUUAGUAUCAUUAUUAUUAGAAUGUCAAUCAUUAUCAAGUGUUAAAAAGAAUUCAACCACUUAUUUAAAUAGUAGUUAUAAUUGUUGGAGAUAUAGAUCAAAAUUAUAUGAAUGUUUAAUUCAUUGUGUUUUAAAACCAGUUUCAAAUAUACCACCAGUUUUACCAUACUCAAUUCGUAUAUUUACAAAUGGUAUGAGUAAUGAUCAUAAUCCAAAUGUUAGAAGCAUUUGUUGUAAAGGUGUUUCAAUUUGUGAAUCAAUCAUUCAUCCACAAUGUCCAUCAUUAACUACUACUGCAACUACCACUACUUCAGUCACUUUUAAUCAAAAUCCUUCAUCAGUUUAUAAGAAUUUAUUAAAUUCAAAUACAAAUGCAAUUAUGGGUCAAGAAGAUGACGAUUUUGAAGAAUCAAGUGAUUUUGAUGAAAAUUUAAAUGAUCAAGAAGAUGAAGAUGAAGAUGAUGAUUUAGAAAAUGAAAUUGAUGAUAAAAUUCAAUUAGAAGAUGAUGAUUUAGAAGUUGAAGAAGUUGAAGAAGAGGAAGAAGAAGUUGAAGAAGAAGAAGAAGUUGAAAAAGUUGAAGAAGAAGAAAAAGAAAAAACUAUUGUUCAUACAACUACAACUAUUACUACUUCACAAAAUAAUAAUAUUGUAAUGAAAACAUCUUUAUUCAAUACCUCAACACUUCAAAAACAAGCUACUGUUGCUCCAAAAGUUUCUAAAAUCGAACCAAAGAAACCAUUAAUCGCCGAUAAUAAUGAUGUUUCAAUUGAUGAUGGUGAUGAUGAUUUAGAUUUACCAGAUAUUGAAGAUUAA